This is a messenger RNA of Vigna unguiculata (cowpea), 958 nucleotides long. NCBI's taxonomy places the organism in Eukaryota, Viridiplantae, Streptophyta, Magnoliopsida, Fabales, Fabaceae. The record is from RefSeq and is a predicted model, not a curated record.
AUGAUAUUAUUCUUUUCUGUUUUAUUUUCCCUUACACAUUGAGAAAAAAUGCAGUCACAGUCACGACGUACCCACUAUGCUUUGACGAGGCUGAAUAAUCAACACACCACAGUUGCUCCUGGUGAUACUUUCAUCCUACACAUCCAGGUUUUAUAUUUUCCAAUCCGACCAGGAUGCUUAGAGCAUCAUUUUUCACCAAGACCAAUAUCCUCUCUGGAUUUCUUCCAACAUGGUCAAAACCUCUUAUGCUCAACCUUGUCACAUUCACGCUUUGUCAUUGAUUCUCUUGAAGAUGUAUGUGAAAGGAUUGUUUAUAGUGUUAGAGAAAUGUUUCAAGUUGGUAGCAUUUCUGAUUUUCUUUCUUUGGAAUUUCAAAACCGUGUCAUCCCUUUAUCGCUGUCAGUGUUAAUAUUGGAUGAUGGAGUGCAUGCAGCUACUGAAGAGUCCAGGCAGAGUUUCCAGAGUUCUAGAAGAAAUCAUUGGCAGCCUUCUAGAAGGAAUCAGAGACAACCUUCUAGAGGGAAUCAUAUGUCCAAGGAAGCUAUAAUAAGUACCUUCCUGAAGAAAUGUACUGUUAUGGUAGGAAGUGAAGAUUGUUGUAUCUGUUUAGAAGAGUUGAAUAUCAAUGCUGAGUGCUACACCAUGCCAUGUCAACAUGUCUUUCACCUACCAUGUAUUCUCACAUGGCUCAAAACCAGUAAUGUCUGUCCCUUGUGUCGCUACUCUUUACCAUCAAGCGGAAACUAGCAAGAAUAUUACAGUCAUAUGAUAAAAAAAUUUUAAUAAGUUCUGUUAAGUUCAUGUCAUGUUGCUUCAGCUGUUCAAACUUUUAAGUAAGUUGUGUUAAAUUUCAAUGUAAUGUUACUUCAGUGGUUUUUUCUCUUUAGCUCAAUGUGUAUGUUCUUAAGGUUACCCAAGACAAUCCUUGUUUUAUUCACUUUAGUGUCCAAGAUUUACA